Messenger RNA from Panicum hallii, 2229 nucleotides. RefSeq names its product laccase-15-like. Gene Ontology annotation, cellular component: apoplast. Lineage: Eukaryota; Viridiplantae; Streptophyta; Magnoliopsida; Poales; Poaceae. Gene Ontology annotation, molecular function: hydroquinone:oxygen oxidoreductase activity; copper ion binding. The record is from RefSeq and is a predicted model, not a curated record. The transcript has 6 exons. Bases 92 to 1999 code for a protein of 635 amino acids. Gene Ontology annotation, biological process: lignin catabolic process.
UACAUACAGGUAUACCUUGGAAAGCUUUCAAUGCUAGCUGCAGCAUUCCGUUGAAGAACUUCACAGAGCAAAGAAAGCAGCCAGGGCGAGCAUGGAGGGCCGGAUCAGGAGCCUCCCCGACGCAGCCGCGGCCGCCAUGGCGCUGGCAGUCGCCAUUGUCUUCCUCUUCUCCGCCGCCGCACCACUGGCGUCCGCGGAAUCCGUCGAGCACACUUUCGUCGUGAGCCAGACAAAGAUGACGCGCCUGUGCAAGGAGACGCUGGUCACCGUGGUGAAUGGGCAGCUCCCAGGGCCGACGAUUGAGGUCACAGAUGGAGACUCGGUGACCGUUCAUGUCGUCAACAGGUCACCCUACAACAUUACGAUCCACUGGCACGGAGUGAAGCAGUUUCGGAACGGUUGGUUCGAUGGGGUGCCGAUGAUCACCCAAUGCCCUAUCAUGCCGAACAAAAAUUUCACCUACCGGUUCAAUGUCGUCAGGCAGGAAGGCACCCUAUGGUGGCACGCUCACGUCCCUGGCCUACGGGCAACUCUCCAUGGCGCAUUCGUCAUCCGGCCAAGGCAUGGGGCCGAGUCGUAUCCAUUUCCUAAGCCUCAUAGGGAGGUCCCAGUCAUUAUAGGGGACUGGUGGGAGAAGGACCUUGUCGAGGUGGCCAAGAACAUGACGAAGAACAUCUUUACGGCAUAUGCCAGGGCAUCCACAGUCAAUGGCUUGGUAGGAGAUCUCUUCAAUUGCUCCGGUGUCGCUAAAGAAGGCUAUGUUCUGGACGUGGAGCCUGGCAAGACCUACCUGCUACGGAUAAUCAAUGCUGGUCUCUUCUCUGAGUUCUAUCUAAAGAUCGCUGGGCACAAGUUCACUGUGGUGGCUGCCGAUGCUAACUAUGUCAGCCCCUUCACCACAGAUGUCAUCGCCAUCGCACCUGGCGAGACAGUGGAUGCUCUGUUGAUUGCUGAUGCACCCCCUGGAAGGUACUACAUGGCCGCCCUGCCCAAUCAGGCACCAUUGCCUGACACCCAGACUCCGGAGUAUGCCACAAGGGGGAUGGUGCAGUACAAGGUCAGCCAAGGCCCCUGCAGUGGCCCAACGUCAGUGAGCUCGAGCCGGGGUACAGAAGAAGAAGGAUGCCGAGGUCCAUCAUCAGGAGAUGUGCCGAUAGUGCCUGAGAUGCCUGAUAUACAUGACACAGUUACAUCCUUCUACUUCCACAGCAACCUGACCAGCCUGCGGCACCAUGCGCGCCUUCCGGCGCAACGAAGAGUCGACGAGCGCAUGUUCAUUGUGCUUGGCCUUGGCACCAUCUGCAAGCAAGGCCACAAGUUCUGUAAGAGAGGCGACAGUAAGGAGGACAUCCUAGUGGCUACCAUGAACAAUGUCUCCUUCCAGCCCCCUGCAGUGACGUCGACACCACUACUAGAAGCACACUACUACCACACUGGCCCCUGUGGAAAAGUGCAAGAUCUUCCAAAGAUGCCACCAAAAUUAUUCAAUUUUACUGAUGAAGCCUUAAUCCCGUUUGGACCCAAAGAGAUGCGGCUAGAGCCGACUUACAAGGCGACGUUGGUCCGGCGGUUCCAACAUGGCGCCAUCGUGGAGAUAGUCUUCCAGAGCACCGCAAUGCUACAGGGUGACUCAAAUCCAAUGCACCUACACGGGCAUGACAUGGUCGUGCUUGCACAAGGGCUUGGCAAUUAUGAUCCAGUGAAGGAUGGGGCCAGGUACAACCAUGUGAAUCCACCAGUGAAGAACACUGUGCUCGUCCCAAAUCUUGGGUGGAUCGCCGUCCGAUUUGUUGCCAAUAAUCCAGGCGUAUGGUUCAUGCAUUGUCAUUACGAGUUUCAUUUGUCGAUGGGCAUGGCAGCUGUGUUCAUUGUAGAGGAUGGGCCAACAAUGGACACAUCUCUCCCUCCGCCACCCGUGAAUUUUCCUACUUGUGGCCAUGACAUUGAUCUCAUGCCAAAGAUUUCUACCUCCAUACUAAGGAAAGUGAAACCUAGCUAGCUCAGAAACGGAGUAUGAACAAAAAUAUCUGGCCACUUGUUUUUAAAUAAAUGAGUAUGAAUAAUGAACGUGUGGUAUGAGAUAAAAUACGUUGCAUAGAUCUACUACUGCAGAUAUCUGUGCUGGAUCUUGAAAAAGCCCGACACAAAUAGUGGUGCUAAUGAAUAUGAUCGAGUCAUGUAAUUAAGUUUUUUGUGAUGAUAAUAUAUGACUAUCGUAGCGUUAAGUUA